Messenger RNA from Didymodactylos carnosus, 1050 nucleotides. NCBI's taxonomy places the organism in Eukaryota, Metazoa, Rotifera, Eurotatoria, Philodinida, Philodinidae. The record is from the annotation of a GenBank genome assembly.
AUGUUAGUUACAAUCCCACAACCAACAUUGAGCAAUACGGAAACCACCGCAACGGCUAUGUCAAGUAGAAGUGAUAAACUAGGAAAUUCCUCUUUAAGAACCUUAUGUUCAGCAACAGCGGUGUGGAAUCAGACUGCUGUAACCAUUGCUGGUAAUGGGAGCAGGGGUGGAAGCGUAAAACAACUAUGCAAUCCAUUUGACGUGUUCGUUGAUUCAAACGGCAGUAUAUUGAUUGCUGAUACUACUAAUAUGCGUGUAAUCCAAUGGGAUCCAAAUGCAGUGAGUGGAGUUGUCGUAGUAGGCGAUCUCGGGCCUGGUAAUCUCUCAAAUCAACUUUAUUAUCCGACGAGUGUAUUCAUCUAUAAUGAUAGUCUGUAUGUGCUUGAUUAUUUCAACUUUCGAGUUCAGAAGUACCAGCUAAAUGAAAGUUCUUAUCCUCUCAAUGGCACAACGAUUGUUGGUUUAUUCGGACAUGGUUCAAAUAACAAUCAGAUAUCGAACAGUUUCGCUUUAUUUGUGGACUCAGCCGGUAACCUCUACAUCUCGGAUGGAUAUAAUCAUCGAGUUAUGUUAUGGACGCAAGGUGCCACGACUGGAGUAGUUGUUGCUGGCGGACACGGUUAUGGUAAUAUGACUAGUCAGCUGUUCUAUCCGUAUGGUAUCUACGUCGAUGAGACUUCCAGCAUUUUUGUGUCGGAUUGUGGCAACGACAGGGUUAUGAAGUGGUUGAAAGGUAGCAACACUGGUAUAAUUGUUGCUGGUCUCAAUGGCUCAGGAUCUGGUAAUGCUCAACUCUUGUGUCCAUUAUCAGUUAUAUUGGAUGAGAAUGGUUAUAUGUAUAUAGCUGACAGUAAUAAUUAUCGUAUCCAACAACAAUUGCCGGGAGCUCAAGAGGGUCGAACAAUCAUUGGUGGUUCAUUCGGCCUGGGUUCAAAUCAAUUAUCGUAUGUGGAAGCAAUCAAAUUUGACUCGGAUUGGAAUCUAAUUGUAGCCGACACAGCGAAUCAUCGAAUUCAAAAAUUCAAUCUGAUUAGCAAUGGUUGUGAUUGA